AUGGCUGUUCAAACUUAUGCUUAUUUUGAUGUAAUGAAGCGCAGUAUAUUGAAAAGUUCUGAACUGCAAAGCCUGUUCGUUGAAAUUCGCCGAGUGGGCUUAUUUUGUAAGAAUUUUACAGAUGAAAUUCCAAACCGCGGAGGGAUCGGCAAAGAGAUUGGAGGUGGAGCUGGAAUGGAUGAUGACCGAAGUAUUCAAAGCGGAAUUGAAUCAGGGUUAUCCGACUCGGAUGCACAGAAAGCUGCACCGCAAUGCAAUUCUACAAUGGCGAAUGUAUUCUAUGCAUUCAGGACCUAUGCAAUUUCCCAAGUUGUGAACAGAAUUCUUUCAAGUGGAGCUGCAAACAGCGGUGGAAUCGGAAAUGGAGCUGAAAUGAAUAAUGACCAAGGUAUUCAAGGCGGAAUUAGAUCAGGGGUUCAUAGCGGCGGCAGUGGCGGCUGUGAAGGAGGAAUUGGAGGCGGUGUAAAUAGUGGUUAUCACGGAGAAAUUGGCGGAGGUGUGGAACAUCAACAUGUUCACGGAGGUGGUCUUCUGUAG
Messenger RNA from Enterobius vermicularis (human pinworm), 537 nucleotides. The record is from the annotation of a GenBank genome assembly. Lineage: Eukaryota; Metazoa; Nematoda; Chromadorea; Rhabditida; Oxyuridae.